AUGCAUUAUAACGCAAACAUGGGGGGCAGGCAACCCCUUGGCAGGAAGUUGAAAAGGGUUGCCGAUGUAAACUCUAUGGGAUAUACGCCCUAUGAGCAUCCUGAGGUUCAACAGCAACCCCAACAACAAAAUAUGUACACGAAUGUAAAUUCAUUUCAAGCAGGAUACCCUCAGGUGAAUUCGUAUCCAAGUCCUUCAGUUACUCCGAAUAUGAACCAGCCGGCGUUUAAUACGAAUUCAAUAACGGCCCCGAGCAUGAACGUUAUAAGUCAACCUAUUGUACAAGAUAUGGCAAUGCAAUAUGGACAACAGUUAGCAGGCGCAGGAAAAACCAUGUUAAAAAACGAAGUCGAAAAAUUCGUGCCUGUCUCGAAAUUAAAAUACUACUUCGCUGUAGAUACUAAUUAUGUCCUGACCAAAAUGCUCUUACUGUUCUUCCCUUUUACACAUAAAGAUUGGUCUGUUAAAUAUGAACAGGACGGCCCUAUUCAGCCUAGAUAUGAAAUAAAUGCUCCUGAUUUAUACAUACCUAUCAUGGGUUUUGCAACGUACGUAGUCACAGCAGGAUUGGCGUUGGGAAUGCAGGAUCGUUUUACUCCAGAACAUAUAGUAAUUUUGGCCUCGUCGGCUUUGGCUUGGUGGUUAGUCGAAAUCGUUAUCUAUUGGGCGACUUUAUAUAUAAUCCAAGUCGAAACCAGUCUAAGUACACUAGACCUUUUGGCUUACUCGGGAUAUAAAUUUGUUGGAAUUAUAUUCUCCAUUGAUGUCAGCAUUGUCGCUGGAAAAAUAGGAUACUACUCCUGCUUGUUGUAUACUAGUUUAACAUUAGCGUUCUUUUUAAUUAGAAGUCUAAAGGUUCAAGUUUUAUCUGGCAGUACCCAACAGGAAGAUUACUAUGGGACUCAGUCUGUGGGGGGCCACAAGAGGCGUCUCUAUUUUCUGCUCUUCCUAGGAGCUACGCAGCCCAUUUUAUCUUGGUGGUUGUCGUAUCAUUUAUUACCUGCAGCGAAUGUUGUUGCUAAAGUAUCGACGAGUACAUAG
Messenger RNA from Phyllotreta striolata, 1041 nucleotides. NCBI's taxonomy places the organism in Eukaryota, Metazoa, Arthropoda, Insecta, Coleoptera, Chrysomelidae. The record is from the annotation of a GenBank genome assembly.